AUGGCCUCCCGGAGCUUGGGGGGCCUGAGUGGGAGCCGCGGCGGAGGCAAGAAGAGCCUCAGCGCCCGCAACGCUGCGGUGGAGCGCAGGAACCUCAUCACCGUGUGCAGGUUUUCUGUGAAGACCUUGAUUGAUCGGUCUUGCUUUGAGACGAUCGAUGAUUCUUCUCCGGAGUUUAACAACUUUGCAGCUAUCCUGGAGCAGAUUCUAAGUCACCGGCUAAAAGGUCAAGUCACUUGGUUUGGCUAUGAAAGUCCUCGGAGCUUCUGGGACUAUAUCAGAGUGGCUUGCCGCAAAGUCUCACAGAACUGCAUCUGCAGCAUUGAGAACAUGGAAAAUGUCAGUUCAUCUAGAGCUAAGGGUAGAGCCUGGAUCAGAGUAGCCCUCAUGGAAAAGCAUUUAUCUGAGUACAUCUCUACAGCUCUGAGGGACUUCAAGACAACCAGGAGAUUUUAUGAAGAUGGAGCGAUUGUCUUGGGUGAGGAAGCAAAUAUGCUGGCUGGCAUGCUACUAGGACUCAAUGCGAUUGAUUUCAGUUUCUGCCUAAAGGGAGAAGGAUUGGAUGGCAGCUUCCCUGCUGUGAUAGACUAUACGCCAUAUUUGAAGUUUACCCAGAGCUCUGACAGUAUCAGCAGUGACGAGGAGGAGCUGAGGACGUUAGGCAGCAGCGGCAGUGAAAGCAGCACUCCAGAGAACGUGGGGCCUCCUUUCAUUACAGAUGACAACAGUUGGUUCAACAAAUGUAAGAGAGUUAAACAGAAGUACCAGCUCACCCUAGAACAGAAGGGUUAUCUUGAAGAACUUUUAAGACUUCGGGAGAACCAGCUGUCUGAAUCUGUCUCGCAGAAUAAAAUACUGCUUCAGCGGAUUGAAGAUUCUGAUCUGGCCCAUAAAUUAGAAAAAGAACAGUUAGAAUAUAUAAUUGUGGAACUUCAAGAUCAGCUGACUGUGCUAAAGAAUAAUGAUUUAAGAUCAAGACGAGAGUUAACUGCCCACCUCACCAACCAGUGGCCUUCCCCAGGAGCUCUGGAUGCCAGUGCUGUUGCCUUGGAUACGUUGCUUUACCGAAAACACAAUAAACAGUGGUAUGAGAAAAGCUACCAGAGUCUAGACCAGUUAUCAGCAGAAGUUAGCCUUUCUCAAAGUUCCCUUGGCCCAGGCCAGUCACAAGAAGAUGGAAAACAAGAUACAAUAAACUUAAUCAAUGAAGGUAAAGAAGAUACUCCUUCAUUGCUUGGUCUCUGUGGGUCCCUAACAUCGGUAGCAAGUUACAAGUCUCUAACAAGUCUAAAAUCUAACGAUUACCUUGCAAGUCCUACGACGGAGACGACAAGUCCUGGCUUGACUCCAUCCUGAAAACUGAAUAUUUGUCUAACAUACACAGUGACUUCUGCAUCUUAACAUGCUGAGAAGUAAAGAUUUAAACAUGACAUCUGAAGGUUACAACUCUUCUGCUACUGUGAAAUUCAGGUUUCUACACAACGCAUUUCACAUUAGAUAGUUCGUUAAUGUCUGCAUGAGGAAACAGUGUGUAUCUUGUUCUUCAGUUUUAGCUGGUAAAGUUUAUUUUUCACAACCCUCAUCCCUAAAGAAUGCUGAAUUACAUGUUACUAUUCUGUGUUAUUUUUUGCCUUGAUGUACUAUACUUGUUGCAUGUAUAUUAAACAUUUUGUACUAUG
Ochotona curzoniae (black-lipped pika) is the source of this 1679-nucleotide messenger RNA. RefSeq names its product RUN domain containing 3B (gene RUNDC3B). NCBI's taxonomy places the organism in Eukaryota, Metazoa, Chordata, Mammalia, Lagomorpha, Ochotonidae. The transcript is spliced from 12 exons. The coding region runs from base 1 to 1356 and encodes 451 amino acids. The record is from RefSeq and is a predicted model, not a curated record.